AUGAGGUUUAUAACAAAAUUUAGCUACGAUUCUAAUUCAAUCCCACGUGUUUGGAACCGGUGGGAAAAUAUUGGAGCGAUCGCCAGAACUGCUCAUUCUACAUCCCUAGAAGUGCUUUCUGUUAUGGCUGUGAUCCGUUUGGAUGGUGAUGAUGAUGGUGAUAAAAUUCAGGCUACUUUAAAAAGUGCCUUGCUGGAUAGAGAUAUGAAUACCACAACAAAUGACCUACUGGCUUCAAAUACUUGGGAAGAGGUUCCAUCAUCAAAAACAUUGAUCAUACCUCUUAAAUGUAAAGAGUUGUGGGAGGAAUUCAAGGAAAACACCAAGGACAUUGUUUUGAAGGCCAUAGCUGAACAGAAGGCCAACGCGCGUUUUCAACUACCUCCUUGGGCAAUUGGCUGUUUGAUUUUCGUGGGAUACAAUGCCAUUACGAGACUAAUGAGCAUGCUUUUUGCCUCCACGGCUAGUGAUUUUAACAUUCCUCGUUUCACCUCCUGCACUCCUCAGUUUGGAGUGCAACUGGCUAAAACAGGAGUGCCAAAAUUACUGGUGAGGGUAAAGAGUGAAAAGACAACUUAG
Molecule: messenger RNA, 579 nt
Organism: Prunus armeniaca (apricot)
Lineage: Eukaryota; Viridiplantae; Streptophyta; Magnoliopsida; Rosales; Rosaceae
Source: the annotation of a GenBank genome assembly